Yamadazyma tenuis ATCC 10573 is the source of this 1690-nucleotide messenger RNA. RefSeq names its product Glutamyl-tRNA amidotransferase subunit A. Gene Ontology annotation, molecular function: catalytic activity. The record is from RefSeq and is a predicted model, not a curated record. NCBI's taxonomy places the organism in Eukaryota, Fungi, Ascomycota, Pichiomycetes, Serinales, Debaryomycetaceae.
GACCGGAUGCUGAGAUUUUAUAAAAAGAAGUGGCUUCAUACUAACAGUGUUCAGCACUCCUGAAAGCGCAGUUAAUAUGUCUAUCACCUCCUUAGAAGCAGAUCCUAACUGCAAGGUUACUCUUGAAGACCUUCAUGCUCAACCCGCCAAACUUGGAUUGCAAUUGAGAAGCGAUGAGGUUGAAGAUUACUAUAAGAUUCUUUGUGCUUUAGACAGAUCGGCAAAGAAACUUGUCGCCAUGGAAGAUUAUUAUCAACCUACCUUUCUCGACAGGUUUCCAAGAAAGGACAUACAUUAUCCAGAAAAAGCCGAUAAUUUGAAAGGUGCUUGGGCCUAUAAAGUUACUAUUGAAGACACCAAACCACAAUUAUCCAAAAACAGGCCAUUGGCUGGAAAGACUAUCUGUAUCAAGGAUUGUGUUGAAAUUGCUGGGGUUCCUCAAAUUUUUGGGACCGAUGCUUUCAAACCUUGGGUCCCUAAAGCUGAUGCUACGGUUGUAACUCGUCUUUUAGAAGCUGGUGGAAUUAUUAAAGGGUUGGCUACCUGCGAAAACCAAAGUUCAAGCACCUCUUCCAAUACAGCAUCCACUGGAAAUGUGGAAAACCCUUACCAUGAUGGAUAUUCAGCUGGAGGAUCUAGUUCGGGAACCGGGUACUUGGUCGGCUCUGGAGAAAUUGAUAUCGGUGUAGGUGCUGAUCAAGGUGGUUCUAUUAGAGUUCCAUCAGCUCACUGUGGGCUUGUUGGAUUUAAGCCUACAUUUGGCUUGGUUCCAUAUACUGGAAUCGGUAGUUUGGAAACUAAUAUUGAUCAUUGUGGUCCUAUGACUAGAACCGUUUUGGAAAACUGUACUAUGUUAGAAGUUAUGGCUGGCCAGGAUGGAUUUGAUGAUCGUCAAAAUGGUUCCCCUACUAUUGAACAUGUUCCAAAGUAUAAAGAGAUUACUGAAAAAUCCAGUUUGAAAGGUAUGAAAAUUGGUAUUUUGAAGGAAAGUUUGGAAGUUCCUACUAUGACACCCGCUAUGAAAGCCAAGUUCUUGGAAGCAGCAGAGAAAUUCAAGGCCUUGGGAGCCGAAGUUGUAGAAAUUUCAAUUCCUUAUCACUUAGUUGCUCCAGAAAUCUGGAUGAUUGGCCAAAGAAUAAGUGGAUGUGUGAGGAAACUUGGAUUACAAACAGGAAGGAGAAUUCUUAAAUCCACAGAAUACGCAAGCCAUAUUUUACCGUGGACCCAGGAGCUGUUCGACAAAACUCCGGUGCCAGUCAAGAACGGUAUUGUUAACGGAUUAUAUCUUUCUGAGCAUUAUCCUAGUUUGUACGUCAAGUCUAUCAAUUUGAGUUUUAAGGCCAGAGAUGAGUACAACAAAGCUUUAGAGCAAGUGGAUGUUUUGAUUACCCCCACUGUUCCCGUGGUAGCACCUCCACACGGAAUUAGAGACGGAACUCCUUUGGAAUUGAUCAAAAACACUAUCGGUUUGAAUGCCAAUACCGGAAUAUUCAAUAUGACUGGCCAUCCAGCUCUCACUUUACCUGUAGGAUUUCUUGCAGCCAUUGAUAAUCCUGAUAUCAAGCUUCCAGUUGGAUUACAGAUUAUUGGUAAACAUUUUGACGAACUUUCCAUAUAUCGUGCUGCAUAUGGCUGGGAACUGGCCAAUGAUUGGAAGGCUUGCUAGAUAGAAUCAAUAUAAUUUUAGUUU